AACAAUGACCUGACAAUUCAACAGGAGACUUGAUUUUUGAAAUUUGUUAAAACAAUUACAAAAUGGUUAUUUCUGACGAAAGUGAUUUAAUUUUCACAAUUCGCAAUAAUGCGACAAAUAUUGUCACCCCAGACGACUCCGACAGUGUCCAAAAUGACGAUAAUAGCGACGAGGAAACGAAAAUUUUGUCUCUAGUGUGGAAAACCGGCAAGCUUGGGGCCGCCUAUUUCAACUUCAACGGGAAGCUUUUACACGUCUAUGAAGAAGUGUUGGAUUUAGCCCCCCAGUAUUACAUGACGUGUUCCAUAUAUCGUGAAGUAGCCCCAAAAUAUGUAAUAACAAUCGGUAAGAUGAGCGAUGAGUACGUCAAACAUGUGAUAGAUGUUGUGGCAUCGGUCAACGAAGCGACCACCACGACUGAUUCGCUUAGGACUCUGCCCCCCAACAUGUUUCUACUACGACUCAAAGAAUACUCGUCCGAAAUUUGCAGAUCUCUACUUUGCGAUUUAAGUCUCAUAGGCGCGUCGGAAAUGUCUGAAGCGGAAAGAGAAAUACACAUAAAUUCCUUGCUCAAUUUCGAUUAUAGAUGUUCAGUGCAUGCAGCAGGGGCUUUGGUUAAAUAUCUUGAUAAAAACUGGGCGCACUUUUUGUCCACUAGGGAUGAAUUACAGUUCAUACAAGUGUCCCAAGUUUCACUUCGAGGGCAUGUCUUGAUAGAUUGGACCACACUAAACGCACUACAAAUUUUUCAACAAUGUUCACACGACGCGAGUUUUAAAAGGGGCUUACAGGCGAGUAAUCGAGAAGGUCUUAGCGUUUAUCGGCUUUUUUCGUCUAGUUGCAAGUCGAAACUUGGUCAAAUAUGUCUUAAAAAUAUUUUACAAAAGCCGCUAAAUAAUAUUCACGAAAUUACGAAACGAUUGGAUUUUGUUACGUUCGUUUUGCACCCAAGUAAUCAAGAUUUUGUCGAAAGUUUGCAAGAUAAUAUCAGAAAUUUAUCAGACGUUUCCAUUAUUUUCUUGAAAAUUAAAAAUUCAAGAGCAACUUGCAGGGACUGGCGCAUAUUAUACAAGUCAAUCUACCACACAGUUUUUUUAAGAGAAUUAACAGCUCCUUAUCAAGAUGCGUGCGAACUUCUGUCCGAGUUUUACAAUUCGGUCACAAUGGAAUUACUUGGUUUGGAAGACUCAAUAAGCAAGGCGAUAGACUUUAGCGAUAAUAAAAAUUUAGGACGGCCUGUAAUUAAAACUGGACUUGAUGAAAGUUUAGAUGCCAAGAAAUUGCGUCGACAAGACAUUGCUCAACAUGUUCGUGCAGCGGCCGAAGUGGCAGCAGAACAGUUACCAGAUUAUUUACACGAAUGUGCAAUUGUGUAUUUACCAGAAAUGGGACAUUUGAUUGCUAUUAAGGAGUGGGAAUUGAAUUGUAAUCCCGAGGAGUUGAAAGAUUUAGGAUUCCAGUUCAUGUUUACGUUGCGUGGAACAAUACAUUACAAGAAUCCAAUGUGUUUAGAGUUGGACGAAAGCCUUGGCGACAUUAACGCUGAAAUAAUCGCCCACGAAAAUCGCAUUUUACGACGCCUCUCGUCAUUUAUCCUUAAAUACAACAAGGAUAUCAGAGAGCCUCUCAGAAUUUUAUCACUAAUCGAUGCGUAUUUUUCCCAUGUAAUUUUAUUUACUGAAUUUAUAAAAAAAUUUUUUAGGUUGAUAGCAAUAGCGAAAGUCUCGGCCCAAAAUAAUUACGUGCGACCUAGUUUAAAUAAUAGGAACAAGCACGAAAUCCGAGACUGCCGUCACCCUCUUCUGGAAUUAGUCUCAAAUUUUGAACCAAACGACUUUUGCUCAGGAAACAACCACAGUCACAUUAAAAUAAUCACCGGGCCUAAUGGUAGUGGCAAAAGUGUGUAUUUGAAACAAGUAGCGCUAGUUAUUUAUUUUGCCCACAUUGGCUCAUACGUGCCUGCCAGGAGUGCCAACAUUGGGAUGUUGCAUAGCAUACAUUCCAGAAUGCACGCGACGGAAUCGGCUGCUGUGCGACUUUCUGCGUUUAUGAUUGACACAAUUCAGGCCACACAAGCCAUUCAUAACGCGCGAAAUAAUUCUCUAAUAUUAUUGGAUGAGUUUGGGCGGGGAACUACAGUGGAAGAAGGUUUUGCUUUACUUUGCGGUUUUUUGACAGAUUUUUAUAAGCAGGGCAAGAGUUGCCCUCAUAUUCUUGUUUCGACACACCAUCAAAGCCUUUCUGAUUUUUUACCAGAAGAUGAUAUUGUUGAAUAUUUAAAAAUGACACAUUCGGAGGAAAAUGGGGCACUUUUGUUUCUUUAUAAAGUGACUAAAGGUAUUUCGAUGAGUUUCGCUAUGAAAAUUGCAGCUGAAGUCGGCUUGGAUCUAAGUAUCAUCAAACGGGCAGAUGAAUUGUUUGAAAAAAACGAAACGGUAACACCGUUGAUGCGUUAUGAGAAUUAUCCUACUUUCGUCAGUGAUAAUGCGUUGAUUGAAUAUCUAAAAGAUGUUAAUAUUCCUGAACUAGAUGACGAAAAAUAAUUGUGUUUAAAUUUUCCGCUCUCUAUUUAGUUAUGUAGGUUUUUGAAGUUGGAACUUGUUAGGUUGGCAAUUGUACUGUUUUUUUUUGACAUAAAUGGUACUGAUCUUUCGUUAAUAAAAACAUUUGUGUUUUUACUUUUAUUCCAUUUAAUAAACA
Molecule: messenger RNA, 2700 nt
Organism: Tribolium madens (black flour beetle)
Lineage: Eukaryota; Metazoa; Arthropoda; Insecta; Coleoptera; Tenebrionidae
Product: mutS protein homolog 5-like
Biological process (GO): mismatch repair; chiasma assembly
Cellular component (GO): nucleus
Molecular function (GO): ATP-dependent DNA damage sensor activity; ATP binding; mismatched DNA binding
Source: RefSeq, a predicted model, not a curated record